This is a messenger RNA of Penicillium subrubescens, 294 nucleotides long. RefSeq lists its product as uncharacterized. Lineage: Eukaryota; Fungi; Ascomycota; Eurotiomycetes; Eurotiales; Aspergillaceae. The transcript has a single exon. The record is from RefSeq and is a predicted model, not a curated record. Bases 1 to 294 code for a protein of 97 amino acids.
AUGUCUGUUGGUUGCCUGCGCUUGAGGGCUCUGGAACUUUGUGACCCUUACUGUGGGUAUCAGGAUCACAAUUUGGCUGUCAGAUUGAUGGAAGAAGUCGAGGACGGGAAUCUCAUGAGUCUAUGGAGCCUCAGUGUUUCCGGAGAGGCGGUUGGCUGGGUACAAAGUCAAGAAGGCAUGCUUGACAUGGUCCUGAAUCGCCGAUAUCAGGAGAACCAGCCACAGGCUGAGCUGGCGGAGGAGAUUUCGGACAUGAUGGCUUCGAAUAAGCCAGGGUUUCAUCAUCUUAAGUAA